Aspergillus homomorphus CBS 101889 is the source of this 2284-nucleotide messenger RNA. Its product is annotated as F-box protein. Lineage: Eukaryota; Fungi; Ascomycota; Eurotiomycetes; Eurotiales; Aspergillaceae. The coding region runs from base 249 to 1943 and encodes 564 amino acids. Gene Ontology annotation, molecular function: protein binding. The record is from RefSeq and is a predicted model, not a curated record. The transcript has a single exon.
AUCUUCUCUCCUCGUGCCUGAUGACGCACAGACCAUAGGCUACUUCACCAUGUCGCACCAAAGGGGGACUGUCAUCCGUAAGUGCCUUAUCGGUGACUAUCCCUGCCAGGUCGAACCAUAUGUUUUCAAAUCAAGCCGGUUUUCCGAGCAUUCUAUAUAAGGUGGUGUCUCGCCUGGCAACAUGUGGAGGAAUCCUCUCGAAUGCGAAGAUGUGACCCUCGUCAACGUUAAUUUUCCCUCAGCACAAAAUGGCUGCAAAUCUACCAAUUGAACUUAUCUACUGCAUUCUCGAUUACCUCGAUGUGGAAGACUACAUCGCUGUUCGGUCAACAUGUCGGAAAUGGAGAAUCGCAGCCUCGGCCUCGUCUAUCAUCCGAAACAUCCUUCAGCAAGUCCCAGUUUCGCUGCCCCCACGGACGGAGCUUCUCGCCAACAAAGAGUGGAAUGCCUACUUCACUCAAGUUGUUCGUCACAACUUACUGGGCUACCAUACGGGCAUCCAGAAGACGGAAUCCAGAUGUGAGCUUCCCCAGGAAUGUUCCCAUUGCACGAUAUACGACACCUCUCGCGACGGUCGGAAGCUUGUGGUUCUGAAAGGGGCACGAGCAUUGUUGUAUAGCCGUCCAGGUGUGCAUUGUCCUUGGGAACUUGUUCGGUCCGCACCACUGUAUUCCCUAUGGACCUCUGUCUGCACUGCCGUACUCGGCGGAGGUAUAGGAGGCCUAUCACAACAUGCUAAACACCACAUCGCGCUCUCAUCCAGCGGACACUUGCUCGCCGUCGGGCUGGACAAGACGAUCCAGAUCUAUAGCCUCCUCGGGGACUCGGACGGCCUCUCAUCGCCUGCCCAGUACACUCUGAACCAGGAGGACAGUUUCGUCAACCCGGUACCAACCAGCUACGAGGAAACGAACGGCAUGAUCGAGUCCCUCGAAUUCGCGGAUGAAGACGACACUCUGCUCCGCGUGACCAUCGGCCAGGAAACCACCACCUACCAACCGACUCGCGUGCGAUACCUGGGCAAUCCAGCGCGCAACCAAACCCCUUCCUCCGCCUCUCUCGCAUACUGGCGCGCCAACAUCAGCCAAGUCUACGUCGACUCGGUCUCGAUGGCAGCGACCCUGGCCGGCGGAGACGGCGGCGAGAAAGUCCUUCUCCGCGGCCUCCGCCUGCUGCCUCGGAGCCCCGGCAACGAGCACUGUCACCAACCCAGUCGCAAGUUCACGGCCCUCCUCCAAAUAGGCACCAAAGCGACAAGCGGCUACUGCAUCGGUGAGGUCACGACGACCCCAGCCUUCGCCCAGGGGAUAACCAUCACGCGCAUCCUCCCAAGCAGAGACAACUACUGUCCCGAACCCGACAACACACUCCCCCAGAUCACCCCUUUCACCAUCCCCAUCACCUCCACUUCGCCACCCAGCACAACGACAUCCCCGGCCUCCAAACCCAACACAACGACCCAACAAACCAACCCCACCUUCCAAACAACAGACGCCCACCACAAAACCACGACCCUCCACUCCGCAACGACCUCAAGAUGGAACACCGCCAACCUCCCCACCGCGGCCGGUACCAUCAACUCCCCACUCGUGACAGUUUCCCCCGACGCAAAAGUAAUGUGCAUCUACGAGCCAGGCUCAGGCCAUUACUCCCGUAUCGCAGCAGGAGGCGCCGUCUACAUCUACAGCCUCAUGCACGAUGACCACCCCCAACCAUCCUCCUAUUCCUCAUGGCCCCAUGACCAAACAAACCCAACGCAAAAGUAUCCCCACAUAAGCAAAACCACCAUUCCAACAUGGUCUCUCCUCCUCGACAUCACAGACGAGGACAUUCAAGAUCUCCGCGUGGAUUCUUCCCGCGGCCAAGACGAGGCCAAGGAGUGGAGAUACGCGAUAACAGCGAUCACGACCUCCCCGAGACAAAUCCUCGAGUGGCGGAUCUAGAAGAUUGGGCUGGGGAGGGAGGGGAUGGGGAGGUUGAUCUCCCAUCUACCCUUCACUCUUCACGAAAUCGGAGAAGCACGAAAGUUUCCUUGCUUCGAAUUGAGGUUAUAACAAAAGCGUGUCGACAAGGAAAAGCACAAGCAAGCGUGAAACGGACAAACUGCCAAGGCAUUUCGCAUGCAACAAACACACACCUACCUACAUCAAUGUAUCCCACCACACACUUCAACUAUAAUAUACAACCUUAAUACUGUUAGUUAGUACCUAGACUGGUCAGGCUAGAUAGAAGUCUACACCUCCUGGUGAUAAGUUUAAUGAUGAAUGAGGUCAUUGUCUCUUAA